AGUUGCAGUUAGUCAGUGGAGCGACGUAAAACGCGUCGCGCGUCGAUCGCGACAUAAAAAAGACCCAAAUAGAAAAAAAACGAUUUGGCCGAUUUAAAAAGUUUGAACCGUGCGGCGGGAACGUUUGACACAAGUCAAAAUUCUUCGUGAUUUCUUUUUGAUGUGUUAUAAAUUGUGCUGUGUUUUAAUGUUUUAAAAUACGUGACACUAUUACAUAAAUAUUUUCGAAAUAAUUGCGGUCAUUUACAAGAGGUUUGCGCGAACGCACGUCGAACUUCGAAGUUUAAACGAGGCUCGAGUAGUCGAGUAGUUUGCGAUCGACCGCCAGCGUGAGAGGAAGUCGCUAGCGGAGUGGAAAACAAAUGACAGUAAAACACUCAAUGGGGAGGAACUAGUGUUGUGUUGUGUGUGUUAUUUUUUGUGUUUGUACGAUUGUGUUUUGGCAGUUAACAAGGAUGCAGGGCCGUGACAAGUUAUGCGCGAAGCUCACGAGCGCAUUCCUUAGGAAGUGGUGGUUUGUCCUGGCCUCUGCGGUGGUCCUACUUCUCCUGGGCAUCACAUGCGCUAUAUUCGUCAGCUCGUGGAUUCGCAUGUUUAUAGAUCAUGAGUUGGUACUCCGCCCAGGCUCGAUGACCUUCGAGUGGUGGGCGCGGCCGCCCGUGCGCCCCUUCGUUCACGUGUAUGUGUACAACGUGACCAACGCGGACGAGUUUCUCAACAACGGCUCCAAGCCCGUCCUGGACGAGCUGGGACCUUAUGUGUACUCAGAAGAAUGGGAGAAGGUGAACAUCACGGACAACGAGAAUGGCACGCUGUCGUUCCACUACAAGAGGACGUACACCUUCGUGCCGGAGCUCAGCGCCGGGCCCGACGACGACUCCGUGGUGGUGCCCAACAUACCCAUGUUGAGUGCAACAUCACAAUCGAAACACGCUGCACGCUUCCUUCGCCUCGCCAUGGCUUCCAUCAUGGACAUCCUCAAGAUCAAACCGUUCGUCGAAGUGUCUGUGGGACAAUUGCUCUGGGGAUACGAAGACCCGCUGCUGAAGCUCGCUAAAGACGUGGUGUCGAAAGAACAGAAGCUUCCUUAUGAGGAGUUUGGACUCUUCUAUGGAAAAAACGGCACCUCACCGGACGUAGUGACGAUGUUCAGCGGCGCGUCCGACAUCACCAAGUACGGCAUCUUCCAGCGCUACAACCACCGCGAGCGCCUGCCGCACUGGAGCACCGACGAGUGCAACAGCAUCGCCGGCUCGGACGGCUCCAUCUUCCCUCCGCACAUCACCAGGAACGACACCAUCGCUGUCUACGACAAGGACCUGUGCAGACUGCUGCCGCUCCGAUACCUCAAGGACGUGGAAUCUAAGGCUGGCGUCCAAGGCUACAGGUUCACCCCGCCCGAAGACGUGUUCGCUAAUGACGAGCACAACAAGUGCUUCUGCCCCUCCGGCCCUCCGUGCGCGCCCAACGGACUGUUCAACGUGUCCCUGUGCCAAUAUGAUUCGCCGAUAAUGCUAUCGUUCCCACACUUCUACUUAGCUGACGAGAAAUUACGGGAAGCUGUGGAAGGCGUUUCACCUCCCGUGCCUGACAAACAUCGACUCUACAUUGACAUUCAGCCGGAGAUGGGUACAGCGAUGCAAGCUCGAGCGCGCAUUCAGAUCAACCUCGCCGUGUCGCAAGUCGUCGACAUCAAGCAAGUCGCCAACUUCCCCGACAUUGUCUUCCCCAUACUGUGGUUCGAAGAGGGCAUAGACGAGCUCCCGGAGUCCGUAUCAUCAAUGCUGCGGCUGGCUACCAAGGUGCCGCCGAUCGCGCGCGCGAUACUCGGCUGGGGCCUGUGUGCGCUCGGCGUCCUGCUCAUACUACUCGCAGUCACUUGCCUUAUACGGUCAUCGCAUCGUCAAAGCACUUUGAGGCUGGAAGGACACGCGGUCGCAAAGCCGCCGCCACCCAAAGUGCCCGGCAAAGAAAAUGGCUACGAACUAAACAAUAGAAGAUAACCUGUAAAUUGCGCUUUUAAUAUAAAUAUUAUCGUAUUUGUAUUGUAACUGUUUUUUGGCUCGGUUAUAUAUACGUCAAGGGCAUAAGUAAAUUACGUCAUUUCAAAUUACCCCUGACCAUGUCACAUUUUGUGUGACCUCUAUGCUAGGCAUAGAGAAAAAUAACAACAACAUUUUAAAGUCCGGCCGCUCAGAACUUCCGUUUCUGAUAGGUCGUGCGAAUGGGACAAACAUAUUCAAUUACAAUUGCCUUGUUUUUUGUUGUCUCUCUCUCUCUCUCUCUUUCUCAUAUUACAUCUCCCACCUGUCAGAGACGCAAUUUCUGAGCGGCUCAAAUUUAUCUGCAUACUCUUGCGUUGGGACGAAAGCGAGCGAUAUCUAUACUCUUUCGUUGCGAUGGGACGGCAGCGAUAUACUUUAUGCUUACUCGUUCGUUAAUCGUUGUAAUGAAACGAAAGAGAACAAAGAAGACAAUUUCUUUCUUUGCGAAAAAUUAUCUCGUAAUCUUACAUGUAAACAGUAGAGAGAACCAUUUCAAAAUUGUUAACUAAAAUCAUUAAACCCUUAAUAACCCUUAAUUAUAAUAAUUGAUAGUUGUGCAAUAGUAUUUUAAAAACGUAAUGACGUGAGUGAUUCCCCCUCCUAUCUAUUCCCAAUUUUCUACAAUCUGAAAUAUUAUAUAUAUCAAUUUAGUGGAAUAUCGGUAUGUACAUUGACCCUAAUGAAUAACUACUGAGUGAUAUAAUAAAUGGAUAUUUGAGCUAAAAAUCAGUUACAUUUGUAGAUUAAAAAUACAAUAGCCUUAAAAUAUUAUUAAUUCAAAUUAAACCCCCUAUAUUAGAAUUUCGAAUUAUUAUUGUUAAGUUUUAAAUUGUGACAUGAAAUCUUAUAUAUUAUAUUUUAUUAACUUUGACUAUAAAAAAAAAUAUUAUUUGACAAUUUUAUUUACGGUAAAAAUGGUAUUUUAGUUAACUUUUUAGCAUUUUUACUCAUUUAGGUACCACCUUUUAACGAUAUAGGGUACUAUUAGUUUUUUUAUUUAGGUUUUUUUUCAACGAGUGUGAUAAUUUCAAAUUUAAGAUUCGAACAAAUUUAGUUUUAAUGGCAUUCGGGAAUUUGGUUUGAAUGACUGUUUUUGAACUGUAAAUAUUUUUAAAUCUUUGGUCGGACUUCGGGUUGCCACUAAAUAAAAUCUUUUCGGUUUUAGGGCAAAUGUAAAAAAAAAAUAGACAAAAAUAAAUUUUGCGACUAGUUCGAUGAAUUACAUAGAACAUCAAAUAUAUAAUGAACUUGAUGUUCAUUAUAUAAUCGCAAAGUUUAUUGUAGAUAUAUGCUGCUAAAUUAAAAUGAGAUAGAUAAAACAACAUUACAUUUGUUAUUAUUUUCUGUAGUUUUUUAUUUACAAUAAUGUUAUUUUUAUAUUUAUGUUUUCAUCAUAUUUUUGUAAAUAUCUUGUUUCUGUUUUUUCUGCAAAUUAAUACGUAAUUGAAAUUUUAUAUAUAUUUAAACAAAAUCUUAUUUUAAUUUAGCACUGAAUAUCUAAAACGUAUAUUAUUAUAUUUACUGAUAGACUAGUCUGUAUCCGUCCGUUUUAGGUCUAGGUGUACUUUUUUACCAUAUUAUUAUACUUUUUUCUUAGACUUAAAUCUAUCAAGGUAUGGUAUUAGUUUAAUUUUAGACAUAUUUAAUGCGAAUUGAAAAGAAAAUGAUUUUCGUUAUCUGUUUUUUACAUCACAUACGACUUUAUUCUCUGUAUACGUUUAGGAUUAUCGCCUGCCAUUUCUUAAUUUAAUUAUCGAAAAGAAAACCUGAUUUAUUUCUUUUUUAAAUAUUAAAUGAAUGGAUAUUUUUUUAAUAAUGUAACGUAUGUAGGUUGUGCUAUCCACACCCACAGAUAUGUACCAUAUAUUAUUUCUUAUAUUACGUUGAUUAUUGCGUUGAUAACUUUUUGAUAUGACUAUAGGUAAUGGUAAUGACCUGUAAAGAGAUUUAUCAUAAGAAUUGAACACAUAUUAUGACAUACAUCAUUAUCUAAGCCUUAUUGUUUAUAGUUUAUUGUAUGGAAAUUAUAUUUUAUGUAACAAAUAGUAUCGAGGCAAAAAUAAAAUACCAUCGCCGCGAUUACAUAAUAUCCAUGUAAAAUUAACUAUUUUUAUACAUCUUAUUAUUUCUUUUAAAGGACAAUGCUUGUGGCAACACUAACAUUCCAUUAAUCUUCUCUAAAAAAUAAAGGUAUUUUCAAGAAUAUUUUUACAACAUCAUUAUUGUUAUUUAAUUAUAUAUUUUCACCAACGCAUAUUGUAUGAAGGUAAUUAAUGUUGCCACAUCAUCAUCCAUUAAUUUGCUCAAAUUCGGAAAUUAUUUUUAACGCACAUUUAUUAGAAUGUUUAAUUGUAUAGAGUGCGUUAUGUAAAUAUAAAUGAAUAAAGGUGUAAGUUAUAUAAUA
Messenger RNA from Bicyclus anynana (squinting bush brown), 4449 nucleotides. RefSeq names its product scavenger receptor class B member 1 (gene emp). Gene Ontology annotation, cellular component: lysosome; membrane; cytoplasm. Bases 456 to 2003 code for a protein of 515 amino acids. The record is from RefSeq and is a predicted model, not a curated record. The transcript is spliced from 12 exons. Gene Ontology annotation, molecular function: scavenger receptor activity. NCBI's taxonomy places the organism in Eukaryota, Metazoa, Arthropoda, Insecta, Lepidoptera, Nymphalidae.